AUGAGAUCAUAGUUUCAGGAUCCUCAGGAAACCCUGGUACUGGCAGCAGCCAGCCUCUGCUGUGCCCACAUGACCCACAACUCUGGCAGCGGACCCGGCACUUCCAACAUUAUUAAAUAAUAAGAAAGCGGCUCCUACUCCGAGCCCAAACCUCCCUACAGACCCAUGGACACCUUCUAAGAGUUUGGCGAGUCGGAGACGGGGGCGUCGGUCCAUUGCAAGCUCAGUUAAGACUUGAGUCUGAAAACCUUGUCACUGCUGUGAGGAUUGUGCUAUCAACAUCGCAUCCAAAGAUCUAUGCUCAUAUAAGACCUAUUUCUGGAAGACACACUAGAGAGAAAUAGGAUUUACCAGUCUCUGAAUGAAGUGCUUGAGGAGUCUUUACAUGCCAUAGUCAACUGCAAUUUCAAAGAAGAGAAAAUAGAUGAUUUCGGAAAGUUCAUGCUGUUUCUUCACUGAAUUUUAGAAUGAUUGAAGAUAGUGGGAAAAGAGGAAAUACCAUGGCAGAAAGAAGACAGUUGUUUGCAGAAAUGAGGGCUCAAGAUCUGGACCGUAUCCGACUUUCCACCUACAGAACAGCUUGCAAACUUAGAUUUGUUCAGAAGAAAUGCAACUUGCACCUGGUGGACAUUUGGAACGUCAUAGAAGCUUUGCGGGAAAAUGCGCUGAACAACCUGGAUCCAAACAUAGAACUCAAUGUGGCCCGCUUAGAGGCUGUGCUCUCCACCAUUUUUUACCAGCUCAACAAACGGAUGCCUACCACUCACCAAAUCCAUGUGGAGCAGUCCAUCAGCCUCCUGCUCAACUUCCUGCUGGCUGCCUUUGACCCGGAAGGCCAUGGUAAAAUUUCAGUAUUUGCUGUCAAAAUGGCUUUAGCCACCUUGUGUGGAGGGAAGAUCAUGGACAAAUUAAGAUAUAUUUUCUCAAUGAUUUCUGACUCCAGUGGAGUGAUGGUUUAUGGGCGAUAUGAUCAAUUCCUGCGAGAAGUCCUCAAAUUACCCACAGCAGUUUUUGAAGGCCCCUCAUUUGGUUACACAGAACAGUCAGCUAGAUCCUGUUUCUCCCAGCAGAAAAAAGUGACGUUAAACGGUUUCUUGGACACGCUCAUGUCAGAUCCUCCCCCGCAGUGUCUGGUUUGGCUGCCCCUUCUCCAUCGACUGGCAAAUGUAGAAAAUGUUUUCCAUCCAGUUGAAUGUUCCUACUGCCACAGCGAAAGUAUGAUGGGAUUUCGCUACCGAUGCCAGCAGUGUCACAAUUACCAGCUCUGUCAGGAUUGCUUCUGGAGGGGCCAUGCCGGCGGUUCCCAUAGCAACCAGCACCAAAUGAAGGAGUACACCUCAUGGAAAUCACCUGCUAAGAAGUUAACGAAUGCAUUAAGCAAGUCUCUAAGCUGUGCUUCUAGCCGUGAACCUUUGCACCCCAUGUUCCCUGACCAGCCUGAGAAACCGCUCAACCUGGCCCACAUUGUGCCUCCCAGACCUGUAACCAGCAUGAAUGACACCUUGUUCUCUCACUCUGUCCCCUCCUCAGGAAGUCCUUUUAUUACCAGGAGUAUGCUUGAGAGUUCAAACCGGCUUGAUGAAGAACACAGGCUGAUUGCCAGAUACGCGGCGAGGCUGGCGGCGGAGUCCACUUCUUCUCAACCAACUCAGCAGAGAAGUGCUCCUGACAUCUCCUUCACCAUUGAUGCAAAUAAGCAGCAAAGGCAGCUGAUUGCAGAACUAGAAAACAAGAACAGAGAAAUCUUACAGGAGAUCCAGAGACUGAGGCUGGAACAUGAACAGGCUUCUCAACCCACUCCAGAGAAGGCCCAACAAAACCCCACUCUGCUGGCAGAACUCCGGCUCCUCAGACAGCGCAAGGAUGAGCUGGAACAGAGAAUGUCUGCUCUCCAGGAGAGCCGGAGAGAGCUAAUGGUUCAGUUAGAGGGUCUGAUGAAGCUUCUAAAGACGCAGGGGGCAGGCUCUCCUCGCUCCUCCCCCAGCCACACCAUCAGCAGGCCCAUCCCCAUGCCUGUCCGGUCAGCAUCUGCCUGUUCCACCCCGAUUCACAUGCCUCAGGAUUCUCUCACAGGGGUCGGGGGAGAUGUGCAAGAGGCGUUUGCACAAAGUUCAAGAAGAAAUUUAAGGAAUGACUUACUAGUGGCAGCAGAUUCCAUCACUAACACUAUGUCCUCUCUUGUGAAAGAGCUGAAUUCAGAGGUGGGAAGUGAAACUGAGAGUAAUGUGGAUUCUGAAUUUGCACACACUCAGUUUGAGGAACUGGUUCCAUCACCAACCUCUGAAAAGGCUUUUCUAGCCCAAAUCCAUGCCCGAAAACACGGAGAAGCUACCCCAAGCACCAUGCGGAGUGACUUGGUUACAGAAGAUGGGGAUCCCUACGUGCGGCCUGAAGAUGAAAACUAUGAGGAAGAUUCAGUCCGGCAGCUGGAGAAUGAGCUUCAGAUGGAGGAGUACCUGAAACAGAAGCUGCAGGAUGAAGCCUACCAGGUCAGCUUGCAAGGUUGAAUACAAUAUCCUUUUAUCACUCUCCUCUCAAGCAAGCUAUAGUCAGACAGAUGAUGAAGGUAACAUGAAAACUGAUGAUGAAGGAAAGCGCUGUGUGUACCCACAGAGGAGAAGACAGCAGCCUGGCAGCAACCUCAUCGAAGAGAGAAAUCACCACCAUACGCACCCGCUCCCAGCAGACCCCCAUCCCUAAGAUGUAUUCUGCCGACCAUAGUGCAGCUAACUUAUUUGUUCUAAAAUUUGUAGUUCAUAGGUGUGUGUUUGGAGAAGAAAAACAAAAACAAGAUUUCUGUUGGAUGCUAACAUAGCUACAUCUUCUGUAACAUGACUCAUCCCCUGGUUAAAAUAAAACAGGCUGAAAACCCCAGCUGCCAUUUGUCACAGUGGCAGUGUUAACAAGCAUCUCAGACCUUUGCACAUGAUACUGAACCUGUUUUGUUUACAAUGACACUAUUAAUAACUGUUUAUAGCUAGAAAUUUGAUUUCUGGAAUUCUUUGAGAUUUUAGCAAAACUGUUUCUUAUACACUGUAAUCCCCCUCCCCCAUGGCAAUUGGGAAAAAA
Sorex fumeus (smoky shrew) is the source of this 3069-nucleotide messenger RNA. RefSeq names its product dystrobrevin alpha (gene DTNA). Gene Ontology annotation, molecular function: zinc ion binding. The record is from RefSeq and is a predicted model, not a curated record. The transcript is spliced from 22 exons. Bases 468 to 2507 code for a protein of 679 amino acids. Gene Ontology annotation, cellular component: synapse; plasma membrane. Gene Ontology annotation, biological process: synaptic signaling. Lineage: Eukaryota; Metazoa; Chordata; Mammalia; Eulipotyphla; Soricidae.